GUCGGGUUAACGGGACCAGCGGGAUGCGACGCUGGGCGACCGUCGUGCUGCUCCUGACCGCGCUGUACGCGGCCGACUGCGCUUCUCCAGACGUGGCGCUGCAACAUCCGCCCGAUGUACGUGCACUGCUCGCCGAGCGGAAUGCGACCGCGUCUGCAAUGACCAACGCCACGACGAGCAAGGCGACGACGAUCGCGCCGGCAACGAUCAUGGCCACGACCAUCAAGGCUGCCAAUCUCGCUACAACCGCAAAGAAGACGACGACACAGUGGUGCGUCGACGGCGGCUUCACGUUUGACCUCAACUUUGCAAAAGCCUUUGCCGACAUCCCUGCCUUCGGCAACUAUUUUGUGAGUCAAUGGAGCGCGAGCUUGCCAUCCCAAUACGAGGUCCAGUUCCGCGAUCUCGCCCCGUCACCCCGCGACAAUACCAAGCCGUUUGUAGUCUUCUCGGUCUGCGCACCGGCCACGACCUCUAGCGAGCAGUGGCUCGUGUCCGUCCAAAAGCACAUCCCGGUUCUCUACACCGUCAUCGCGCUGCCGCUCAGCGCUGAUCAGGACGAGGCCAUCGGUCGUUUGCGCGUAUACCAUCGAUCCGCGAAAAUCGCGCCUGCUUCCAUCGACUUGACACCGGUACGAUCGGUGGUUGCUCUCGUUUCGCCAGCGUCCAACGGCGUUCCGUCCUUCGAGUCGACUCUGAUCGCGCACAACUCUGGUGGCACGCCCGCGACGGUGUACGCGAUUGUCUGCUAUGACAUGCGCGACUGGCGCGACACUGCGAUCGCGCUGCCCGAGCCGAUCGUGCUCCAGCCCAAGCACAAGGCGUCGCUCACGUUCCGAGGCCCCCUGAUCCCCAACGCCGGUGUCAACCCGAAUCUCGUGGCAUCCGACCUGCAUCUUUCAUUGCACUUGGUUCAGAGCUCUGGCUCGCCGGUCGAAACUACAGUCACGGCUACGUUGGAUGCGCCCGAGACGACGAAAGAAGCAACGUUGCCGCCGACAAGCGCACCCGACGCGAAGCACGACAAGGGCGCGCUCGUGGCCCUCGAUGCGCAGCCAAAUGCCGCGGACGAAGACGAGUUUGCGCGCGUGCGGAACCGUCUCCACAGCCAAGGUGUCGUUGCCAACAGCGCAUUUCCGUCGGCGACCUUUAAAGCCAUCUCGGCGUGCCUCGUGCUUGGCGUGGUCGUCUACACGUCGUACUUUGCCUACGCGCGUCUCCGCAACCGGUCGAUGGCCUGGACGCAGCUUGUGGGCCGCAAGAAGCAAAAGGCGAAGUACCCGAACGACAACAUUCAAGACUCGGCCCUCGAUGAGUUUGAUGACCACUUUGAAGAAGACGACGGGCUGCUCUCGCCAACUGCUGCGCCCAAGCCGCCGCCUGUCCUUGCCCAGGAGACCGACCCGCAGCACGUAUGGGGGCAGCAGCCAGCGCGCGUCGUGUCACCGGCCCACCGAGCGCCGUUGUUUCCGGAAACGACGCCCACGAAGCGUACGGCCCCAACCAUCAGUGCUGUAGUGCCCGAGCCCCUUGAGCUUGACCCUUCCAUCCGCAUCCAUCCCAAGCGGUUCGAGUCGCUAUGGGGCGAGUACAUGGAGCGAGCGAAAUGGCAGCGGGCGAUUUCGCUGCGGCCAGACGCCAACGCCGUCAUGACGCGCUUCUACGACAUGGGGCUCGUGUGCAUGGCCAGCGGUUCGGUCCAGCUCACAGACAAAUAUUUAUUCUACACGGCCGAGCCGUCCGCCCCCGACGCUUUCUACUUUUGUGACGUUGCGAUCCAAUUCAUCUCGCUCGAAGUCGACGUCUCGGUGCGCACGCCGCGCGAGACGUCCGCGGCCAAGAUGCAUGCGUUUGUACAGCGCGUCAAGAUGGCACUCGACGACCUCGACGCCGGCGCGUCCCCGCCCACACCAGCGCCGAGUGACUGAGCACCGCAUCGAUAGGCCAUGCAUGCUACACGGCGGCGCCGUGGUCGGGUAAACAAGCAACAUGACCGCGACUGUCCA
This is a messenger RNA of Saprolegnia parasitica CBS 223.65, 2006 nucleotides long. RefSeq lists its product as hypothetical. Bases 24 to 1928 code for a protein of 634 amino acids. The record is from RefSeq and is a predicted model, not a curated record. The transcript has 4 exons. NCBI's taxonomy places the organism in Eukaryota, Oomycota, Saprolegniomycetes, Saprolegniales, Saprolegniaceae.